Messenger RNA from Monosiga brevicollis MX1, 1106 nucleotides. RefSeq lists its product as uncharacterized. Gene Ontology annotation, cellular component: checkpoint clamp complex. The record is from RefSeq and is a predicted model, not a curated record. NCBI's taxonomy places the organism in Eukaryota, Choanoflagellata, Craspedida, Salpingoecidae. Gene Ontology annotation, biological process: DNA repair; cellular response to ionizing radiation; mitotic intra-S DNA damage checkpoint signaling. The annotation marks the transcript as partial. The transcript is spliced from 9 exons.
AUGGAGGCCUCGCUUCGUGCCGCGGAACUCAAAGUGUUUGCCAAGGCCAUUCAAUGUGUGGCUCGUAUUGGCGAGGACCUGCAUCUUGAGGCCAAGGAUACGACGCUGGAGCUCAAGACUGUGAGCCAGGCCCGAAAUGCCUUUGCGCGGAUUGUUUUCCAUGAGCCUUUUUUUGAACACUUCAAGCUGCGCGCCCGCGACGCUGCCACGGGCUCAAUUGGCUGCUGCAUCAACGCCAAAGCCGUGUUGGCUGCCUUCAAAUCGCUGACCAACAUUGACAAGACCGUGCAGCUGUGCCAACUCACCCUCGACGUGGUCCAAGCGCGCCUCGUCAUCAAGCUCAUCUGCUUUUUCGAUAUUGUCAAGACAUACAACCUCUAUUACGAGGACUUUGAUGACGUUACGGUGGUCUACAGCAAGACUGACUGCCGAAAUGUGUUGGAGAACAAUCCUCGUCUUUUGCUCGAGGCCGUUGCCAAUUUCCAAAGCGGCCUAGAAGAAAUUUGCUUCGACGUCAAGACGGCCAGUAGCUCGUCUGAGGGUGCGGGCGAGUUCACAUUGGAAAACUACAUAGAGGUGGAAGAAGACCAGAACAAACCAAGCUUGAAAACAAAGUUGGAACUACACUCAUCCGAGUUUCUGACCUAUCAAGUCUUACGCCCCACCCGCCUUGUCUUCUGCCUGCAAGCGCUGAAGCAGCUGCUCUCCUUCCUUGACUCACUCAAUGAGCCCAUGACCUGUCACUUUGAUCAUUCUGGGCGACCCAUCAUCUUCAGCCAACAAAGAACAGACAUGAGUAUCGACUUUGUCCUGGCCACCCUUGAACAUGAAAACGAGUACCCGGAACCAGCCCUUCCCUCCCAGAGCAUUCGAGCCGACUCGCCGAGCCACUCCACACAUUGGGAUAAUGCCACGAGCGGCACCAUGACACAGCCACGGCGCACCCCGUUGGCCACGCCAAAUACCCACCCCGCCAACGCCCCCAACAACGGGCCGACCGCCGGGGCUUGGUCAUCACCAGCUGGCCCGCCGCACAUGAUGUUAUCGGCACCCCAACACGAGACCCCUGUCAGCCAGCUGGGUGCCGCGCUUCCCAGCGUUGGAAG